Messenger RNA from Neltuma alba, 939 nucleotides. RefSeq names its product chromatin structure-remodeling complex protein BSH-like. The coding region runs from base 186 to 908 and encodes 240 amino acids. Gene Ontology annotation, biological process: chromatin remodeling. The record is from RefSeq and is a predicted model, not a curated record. The transcript has 10 exons. NCBI's taxonomy places the organism in Eukaryota, Viridiplantae, Streptophyta, Magnoliopsida, Fabales, Fabaceae. Gene Ontology annotation, cellular component: nuclear chromosome.
ACGCGGUGCGGGAUUCUCCGUUAAUUCCCUUCCCGCCCGGACGGAAUUGGAAGAUCUUCUGGCUGAAGCUAACUGGUUUUUCACAAAUUUGAGCGCAUCUCCAGUUUAUCAUACCGAACCCAAAGGGAUUCAAGAUUUUGAUACGAACAAUAAUAUUUGGCUGAAGUAGCGAAGGGGAACCCCUGAUGAAGACCCCUCCAUCUGCUUUCUACAAAAACCCCGUCAAGUUCAGAAUCCCAACUGCUGAUAAUUUGGUACCCAUUCGACUGGAUAUCGAAAUUGAUGGCCAGAGAUACAAGGAUGCUUUCACUUGGAACCCUUCUGAUCCCGAUUCAGAGGUGGUGGUCUUUGCAAAAAGGACAGUUAAAGACUUAAAGUUGCCUCCAGCUUUUGUCACACAGAUUGCUCAAUCCAUUCAAUCCCAGCUGGCAGAAUUCCGAUCAUACGAAGGACAGGAUAUGUAUGCUGGAGAGAAGAUUGUUCCUAUCAAGCUUGAUCUUCGUGUAAAUCAUACUCUCAUAAAGGACCAGUUUCUAUGGGACUUGAACAACUUCGAGAGUGAUCCUGAAGAGUUUGCUAGAACCUUUUGCAAAGAUAUGGCUAUUGAAGACCCUGAGGUUGGACCUGCUAUUGCAUUUGCGAUCAGAGAGCAGCUUUAUGAGAUUGCAAUUCAAAGUGUAGUCUCAGCAAGAGAAAGCAGGAUGAACAAGAAGGGUCGUCGGGGAUUUGAAUAUACUCCAGUCAGUAAAGGAGGCACUACAGCAGUGGACUUGGUCAAGUUAUUUGGUCAGAAAUCUAGUGUUGUUCGGAAAAGAAAGGAGUGGGAUGUGUAUGAACCCAUUGUGGACCUUCUGUCCAAUGAGGAAGUUGAUGCUCUGGAAGCAAAGGAAGAAAGAAAUUUCAGGUGACAUGUUGCAGGGUUAGUCAUUCUUUAUUCUC